Molecule: messenger RNA, 9802 nt
Organism: Pelodiscus sinensis (Chinese soft-shelled turtle)
Lineage: Eukaryota; Metazoa; Chordata; Testudines; Trionychidae
Source: RefSeq, a predicted model, not a curated record
UGCGCUGUCUUACCAAAGCUAAUGCUUUCAGAUAGUCAUAGGCUCUUUCACCCUUUUCAGAGCACUUUAAGAACAGCCUGGACUGCUUGCUGCCUCAGUUUCUCAUUGCCUUGGUGAAACAGGGACCUGGGAUGAGAGAGAGCUGCAACAAUCCAGAGAAGAUAAAGGAAAUGCUGUGUCUUUGAACCAGACAGAAAUGUUCUGCGAAGGAAAGAAUGGGAGAGGAGAAAUCAGGAGGCACAGCAGGAAGAUGGCUCAUUUAAUACCAGUUACUCCCUCUUCAGUGAACCGUACAAGACUAACAAGGGAGAUGAGCUCUCAAAUCGUAUCCAGAAUACACUAGGUAACUAUGAUGAAAUGAAGGACUUAUUGACAGAUCGAUCCAACCAGAGUCAUCUUGUUGGAGUUCCAAAACCUGGGAUUUCUCAGGCACCUGUGAACAAAACUGAUGAACAUUUUAUUGCAGAUGGAAGACCACAGCCUACUCCUUCCAUUUGCAGCUCUUCAUCUUCCAUUCCAACAGCGCUGUCUGGUCAGCAAAGCAAGAGCCCCAAAAUGGGUUGGCAGAAAGCUGGGCAAAAUGUUUCUGAUGGCCAGCAGAGGGCAAGCAAGCAUGGGCACAGAUUGCUUGAGUCACACAACAGUGAUUUCAAAAUGGCUAACCAAAAAACCAGCCUGGAAAAGCUUAAACAUUUUGUAUCGAGUCCCACAUCAUCAUCUGCCAGUGCGGCACCACAAGGUAGUUUAAGAUCUGUGCUUGGAGACAGUGCUAGUAGAGCACAACAGCAGUCAAAACUAAAUAACAAUGCAGAAAUAGGGUCUCAGGCUCAAGAAAGGUCAGCAAAACACAGCACUGGGCACUGUGUUCAGAACUUCCCUCCUUCACUUGCUUCAAAGCCUAAUAUAGUUCAGCAGAAACCAACAGCUUAUGUAAGACCAAUGGACGGUCAAGAUCAGGCUCCUGAUGAGUCUCCAAAACUAAAGUUAUUGUCAGAAAGUAACAAGCACUGCUCGUCAUAUAGGGGAGUACCUUCUAAUAAGUCUGAUUCAGAUAUGACCAAGAUGGAAAAAUGUAACAUUCCCAAGCAAGAAGAGGAUAGCGGGACAGGAGAUAACAGCUGUAUUGAAGAAAUUUUGCGGGAGAUGACCCAUUCCUGGCCUCCACCACUCUCAGCUAUUCACACACCUGGAAAAGUGGAACAGGGAAAGUUUCCAUUUCUGAACAAGGAGUCGCAGCAGGUAUCUACAGGACACAGCACUCCAAGGAAAGACGAUACUGAGCAAAAGAAUACAGAAAACAGUGCAUCACAUACAUCAAUGCUAGAAGAUGACCUCAAAUUAAGUAGCGAUGAAGAAGAGAAUGACCAGCAGGCAGCACAGAGAUCUGCUCUCCGCAUUCUGUCUGACAGCGUUGUCGUGCCGCAACCCAGUAGCAGAACCUCAGGACUCUCCAGCAAGAGGUCAAGUAGCAGCAGCUCCAGUGAAUCCGAGAGCAGUUCAGAAUCUGACUCAGAGAGUGAAAGCAGUUCCAGUGAGAGUGACGGCAGCAAACCCUCUCAUUACUCCAGCCCAGAGCCUGAGCAGCCAUCAUCAAACAAGUGGCAACUGGAUAAGUGGCUAAAUAAAGUUAAUCCUCACAAAACACCUAUUCUUAACCAAAAUGAUAACCAUGGACUGGAGAGCAAUCAGUAUUAUAGCAGGAUAAAGGAUAAAGGACAGGAGUGUGAGAAAAUACCAGCUAUUUGCCAAACUGACCUUAGAGACAAGGAAAUUAAGAACCCCAGCAAAGAGGAGCUGAGGCUUAGAACUGCUAGUAAAGCACCAGGAAAUAAAGGAGGGAAACAGAAAUCACCUUCUACCACUGGGGCUGUUUCUGGAGACAGUGGCCCUCUGAAAAGGACGACUUGUAAAAAGCAGCCAAGAAGAACAGAGAGGACCUCUGGUGGGGAUGCCUUGAACUGCCAUGCAUCUGAGGAUCUCGCCUUGAGCCAAAUAUUUUUGGAAAAUAACAUCUGUGAACAACCUAAAGCCAGGCCCUACAGCAGCAGAACUGGGCACAGAAAGGAAUCCCGCUCUGCCGCUGCAUGCGAAAAGAGACGCACCAGAGGACCAAGCAAAACUGCACCCAAAUCCAAGGAAUUUAUUGAGACAGAGUCAUCGUCUUCAUCAUCAUCUUCAGAUUCAGAAUCUGAACAAGAGGAAUAUCCUGUGCACAAACCUCAAACUGUGGCCUUUGCUUCAGGGGGAAACGACCAGAGGUUGAAGGACUCCGUGAUCAGUAACACCAACAAAACUAACAGCAGCUGCAGUGCCUUUGGCUCCAUUAAUGCCAGGACUAGUAAUGAUAUAGCAAAGGAGCUGGAGGAACAGUUUUACACGCUGGUUCCUUUUGGCAGGAAUGAGCUCCUGUCUCCUCUGAAAGACAAUGAUGAGGUAAAAUCACUGUGGGUCAAAAUUGAUUUGACUCUUUUGUCCAGAAUUCCAGAGCAUUUACCUGAGGAGCCAUUGGCAAUGAGCACUGGAGCAAAAGAAGAAGCUAGCCUUCAGCAGAGUAAUAGUACAGACCCACCAGCAGAAAAGGUUGUGCCAAAAUCCAGAAGGAAACGCAAGUGUGAAAAUGAAGAAGAGGAUAGGGAGAUCAAAAAGACUCAUUUAGAGCGAGAUUGUUCUUCACGAUUAAUUGCCUCUGCCCCAGGUACUUCAGCAGCAAAUCAUUGCAACAAGAAUGAACAUAGCUUGGCAAUACCAAUAAAUAAAAAUGAGAAAAUGCUUCAGUCGCCCAUCUCACCCCUCUCUGAUGCAUCAAAACACAAAUACUCCAACGAUGAUUUAACUUCUUCCUGUAGACCUAAUGGCAGCAGUCUAUUACCUUCCAUGUCCUCCAGCAAAAAACAUAAGAGUGAAAUCCAACCACAGCCACAUCCUUCAGACUUCAAUAAAACGGUUACCAUAAAUUCAGAAAAUGUUCUCUGCAACAAGCCACACUCCCAAACAGAGACUUGGCCAUCUUUAUCCUGUGCACACAAAGACUGCAGAAAAACAAAGCUCAUUGUCGAUGAUAUGAUCCUAGGCUGGGCAGAUGGAGCAGUGGAUGAAGCAAAGUGCACCAUCCUUAGACCACGCAAUGCAGAUCAGUUUAUGCAAGAAGCUAAGCGGAAGAAGCAUAAAGCAGAUGCGAUGGUGGAGAAAUUUGGAAAGGCACUGAAUUAUGCUGAAGCAGCAUUAUCAUUUAUUGAAUGUGGAAAUGCCAUGGAACAAGGCCCGAUGGAAUCUAAAUCCCCUUAUAUGAUGUAUUCAGAAACAGUUGAACUUAUCAGGUAUGCUGUGAGAUUAAAAACCCACUCAGGCCCUAAUGCCACUCCGGAGGACAAACAGCUAGCAGCAUUAUGUUAUCGCUGUUUGGCACUUCUAUACUGGAGAAUGUUCCGACUCAAGAGAGACCAUGCUGUAAAAUAUUCAAAAGCACUUAUUGAUUAUUUCAAGAAUUCAUCAAAAGCUGCCCAGGCCCCAUCUCCGUGGGGUGCCAGUGGAAAGAGCACAGGAACUCCAUCCCCCAUGUCUCCUAGUCCUUCUCCUGUCAGCUCUGUAGGGUCCCAGGGGAGCACUGGGGCCCCUUCUCCCUCUUCCACCAUCAGCAUUCCACAGCGUAUUCAUCAGAUGGCAGCCAAUCACGUCAGUAUUACCAACAGCAUCCUGCACAGUUACGAUUACUGGGAAAUGGCUGACAAUCUAGCCAAGGAAAACAGAGAAUUUUUUAAUGACUUGGAUGCAUUGAUGGGACCUGUCACCCUACACAGCAGUAUGGAACAUUUAGUUCAGUACACUCAGCAAGGACUUCACUGGGUACGGAAUAGCGCUCAUGCAAAAGACUGUGUGCCAUUCAAAUGAACUAUAUAAUCUCCCAUGGACAAUUCAGUUAUUCUGGACACUGUGCUACAGAAAUAAUCCACCAUAGCAUUGACCCAAACAAAGGUGAAUAUUUCCUCAAUGUUGAACAAUGUUUUUUCAGAGUGUGGGCAUAUAUGUGUGUAUACAGCUAUAUCUCUUCAAAAUGCAUUGUUCCAUAGCAAUCUCCAAACAUCCUCGUACCCUGGACUGAACUGACCACAGAUGUCUUAAUAAACAUACAUAUUUCCUAUACCCGUGCUUAGAAAAAACUCAGAAACCAAAAUCUUAGGGGUUAAUUGAACCAAGUGCAAUAAACACAAUGGCUCCUAAUCAGGAACGCACUUAAGUGUGUGUUUAACUGUAAUCAUGUGCUUAAAAGCAAUUACUUCAGUAAAAUUUAAGCAUGCACUUAGGUGCUUUCCUGAACUGAGGACAAUGAGAGGCUGAUGGGCCGUUUGGCAGCUCCAUAGAACUUUCAGUGCGAGUGCACCCCCUCUCUCCUAAUUCCUAAUUGGGGUGUAUGGAUGAAUUGUGUAGUCUGAAAAAAUGUGGAGCGAGAACGCAUUAACUUUUGUGCAAUAAGUUUCAAUAGCUUGCAUUGUUGUUGUUUUUAAUUUCUCAUUCUUUUAAAUCGCCUUACUUCCUGUUCAGCUUCUUUUAAUCAACAUUAUUAUCAAGGAAACAGCCUGAAAAAUGGAAGUAUUGGUAACAAGAAACUAGAAGAGAGUCUGGAAAAUUGGACUGUCAUUACAGGAAAGAAGUUAAAACAAAAAUACUGCAACCCAGUUAGCAAAGUCCAUUUAUUGCAUAUACACACACAUCUGUAACAUUUAUUUGCUUUGUGCACUGAGGCUUCACCUUACUGGCUCUGGCUUUGAUAUCUCUUCCAUCUUAAAGUAGCUUGUUUGCAGUUUCUUGUAGGCUGUAUCAUGCCAUUACAUGAAAUUCCCUUUAUCUUGGAAAGCUGGGUUUGCUGCUCACCAGACUAAGCACUGUGUCCUAUCAUAAUCCUCUCACUCUUCAUGCAUAAUCCUCAACUAGGCUUUAAUGUUUCUUGAUUUAUGGGGUGUUUUCAGACCCUGUUGACAGGCUGUGUCUUUUGUGCCAAGGGAAUUAAUUCUGAAGUAAUUGCAGUUUAAUUUGGAUCCGCUGAGGUCAUGGCCAGUUCAUAACUAAUGUGUUGUGCAUUUUUAUUCUUGGUUAAUUUCAUUUUCACUCAUCUGGAAACAUUUGAUUGUUUUUAUCUGAAAUGUAAUUUUAUUGGUUAUUUUGCACCCAGCUCUAUUGCUGUUACUCAUGCAUGUAGCUACAAAACCUUCCAUUGGAUCACACAAAUAAGAGCCAAUAAAUGUCUGUCUUCACUGCUACAUUCUAUUCAGAUGUAUCUCAACAUUAAUACGAUGCUGGUGCAAAAAAAUCACCAAUAGCAGUUACAUAUCAAGAAAGAAAAAUAGCCACUUUUGUAGUUGCCUUAUAUACUGUAAUAUCCAUCUCUGAUGCAUUGUAUUUAAAACUGUAUAUUGGAUAAUUUUGCCAUAGGCAGAUUAAGGUUUGCUGGGGCAUUGGCCCUUCCUACCCUUUCUACCUGUGGUCCUGCCCCCAUUCUGCCCCCUCCACAUGUGACCAGCCCACAGCCCUACCUUUGUCUGCCUUUUCUCCAGGCCCUGCUCUUGCUUCAGCCCCGGUCCACACCAUUUCACUGCAGCCCCAGGACUGGAGAAGCUCUGCCCCCACACCACAGACCCAGACCACAGAGAGAGUGAGAGCUUUCCCAGUCCUGAGGUGCAGCAGGUAGCAAGAGUUCCUCCAGUACCAGAACCACAGACAGGCUUCCACUGCCAGCCUCUGGCUUCUGUUGGGAAAGGGUCAGAGGGUGCUAGGAGUGUCCCCUGGCUCCUGCCAGGGAUGGGGCCAGGAGGCGCUGGAGGCUUCCUCUGUGGUCAACCAGCUUCUGCCGGGAUUGGGAAGCACUGAGGGCUUCCUUCACUGCCAAGCCUGCCUUGCCUGCCUGGCACUGCCGCUGGAAUGAGGGGCAUGGGGUUGCAGGCAUGGGGUUUCCCCACUGCUGCGCCCUGCGCUGCUGCCAGAGAACAGGGUCAGGGAUACCAGAGGGCUUCCCCUGCUGCUGCCCUGCCCAGCGCUGCUACCUAGGAGUGGUCAGGGUACGGGGGCUUUCUCCACCUGCCCAGGGCUUCACAGCCCCCAUAGUUAGCCAGGGCCCCUGAGCAUUCACCCGAUAGGCCCAGUGGUAAAUCUGCUGUUGGAUUUAGCUUGUUACCCAUUGUCUUACCAUACAUCUUUUAAUGUGGUAUGUCGACACUACCACUACAGAUGUAAUGUCCUGUUAGUAGUUACGCAUGCACUACCUUUGAUCAAGCUAACACAUCAAACGUAGCAGAGGAGCAAUCCCAACUGAGAACCCCAGUAAUACUCUGGCAGCUAGCCCACUCUGCCAUGGCUACUGCUAUCUUUGGUGUACAAGCUCCAUCAAAGCAAGUGAAUACAUCUAUCUGAGCUGGGAAUUAUACAUCCAGCUGCAGUGCAGACACACCCCAUGUCAUGUCCAGAUUUCACUUUGCUUGUUGCCUGUUGGAAAAGAAAUAAUGCCAUGUUGCCUGUUGGAAAAGAAAUAAUGCCAAUAGUUCAGUUACAGUUGUUGGAAUAUAACUUAAUCAGUGCUUCUCUGAUUAUUACCUGCCUGAUGUCUGCUUGUGAGAGUCUGCUGGUGAUUUCCUAGAUGAAGAAGUGAUUUAAAUUAUCUUAACACUGUGAGUAAUUUGGUUCUAUUCAGAUACCUGUGUGAGAAUUUCUGUCCAAGCAGACAAGUUAGAUUUGCCUCUGCUUUCUUUGGUGGUUGCUUUAACAUUUGUCGUGUGUGUGUGUGUGUGUGUGUGUUUGGGAAUUAUCAUCUCUAAUUUAUGCUGGUUAAAUUUAGAAACUUAUAUUUCUUGCCUUACGCAGAUUUUAAUGUGGCAUUGGCAUUUCAUGUAAGGAACUUUGAAUCAUAACCCUUCCGCUAUGACUGGGGAUAAUUUUUUGGAAUUUCUUUGGCCACAAUAUAUAUGGCAAUUUUACAGAAAUUCAGGAAAAGUUAAUGUCCUGUCAUUGUAACAUGUUUCCUGACUCCUAAGGGUUUCUUGGAUAUUUGUGCCCUGUCUUGUAAAGACGCGUUUAUGCUGAAUCCUUCCAGCUAAAAUACACAUCAAAGGCCAUGGAAAUGGUACAUUGAUUGUAGUUUUUGUGCUGGAAUUACUUAUGCUGAGCUCAUGUAAACAGAAGAAACUCCAUUGAAAUCAACAGAGCAGGACCCAUGUAGCCCAACAGAGAACUAGACUUCUGUCCACAAUGCUCCUUACAGCUGGUCAGUUUGAUGUCUUAGAGCAUGCUCUUCAGCCACAGACAUGUGUUUCAUUUGUACAGUCUGCUUUUUGUCAUGAUUGCUGCUCUUUAAAUAAUUACAGAUUCAUGUAGUAUGAAUGACAUCCAAAGACACUUCAUUUCAUUCAAUUGGGGCCUGAUCCUGAUCAGUGCUGUGGGGCCUCAGGAUCUGAUCCAGCAAAGUCCUUAGUACAAGCAACACUUUAAGUACAUUAGUCGUCCCAUUGAUUUCAGUGUGAGCUGAGGCUUCUGAGCACGUUGCGAGAUCAGGCCCUCAGAGACCGCCCUUAUUUUGCUAGCCACUUGCAAAGUCAUGCCUUGUUUGUUUUAACUCAUUGUUUCAAGUCCAUGCACGUGAUAAAGGUUCUCUUCUCUUGUAUUAGAGAUAUCAUUUCUAUAUUUCAGAGGUGAAGAUGUCAGAUGGUACAAACCCCACUCAAAAGUGAGAUUAUGCCUGGAGAGAGAGGUUUGGUAAAAAUCAGAAAUUUCUGAAUGUGACAGAUAGCUACUCUGCCAGCUGAAGAGCACAAAUCCACUGAAAUAGUAUCCAGUAAAAUGUGUGCCACAGUUGGACACAACAAUGGCAGUACAAUAAGGUUGUUUUUGCAUUCAAAAUGCCCUGAGGCGCUCUGAGAUAUUCACACUUAGGCCCUGGUCCUGUAAGAUACACACCAGGGAGUGCAAGGAUGAGCGGAAGAUAUGCAUAGGUUCAGAUAUGGCUGAACACCGAGCAUAGUCAUCCAUCUUAUGUGGCGAUAAAUCCCAAGCCCGUUCCAUAGUCCCCUCUUAAUUCUAAAUAUCACAGGGUUUAACAUGAAGGGGCAUAGGCAGAUGUUGGGCAUAUCUGAGGAGACAUGGUAUUCCCUGUAUGCACAGUUCCUCUCAGAUAUUUAGUCCCCUAACUCCCAUUUAUUUCCAUGGGAAUUAAGUACCUUGGAGGAUCUGGACCGUAUCCCUCAGGAUGCAAAAUUACUGCUUAUCUGGGCUUUCCUUUUGCUACUAGAAGUAACUUGGCACCCUGGGAAGCAGUAGUCACAUUAAUGCAGAAUCAGAUUCCCUGCUCUCCCAGUACAGCUCAUUGCUUUUCACCUGUCACUUAUACAUGCAGAACACUUCAUCUGUCCUGUACAGAAUCAAGCCCUCGGUGUCAAUAUGCACCCAUCCCUGUACACUUUAUAUCAAAAUUAUGAAAAAGCCCUAUCAGUACAAAGGAUAUUACUAGUGUCUCCCAUUGAUCGAGUACAUGUCACUGAAUGGCUGUAUCACCUCAGAAGAGCAGUAAUUGUUAUCAAGAUAAUGUGUGCAGCUAAUUGAUUUGUAAGACUCUCACCUUGGCAAUGGUGCAGUAGUAUCUCUUUCGUAAUACCAAUGUUCACCCAUUUUUCAUGGCUGUGAUAUAAAUCUGCAUCACUAAAAUGCCAGGAUAUUUUUUAAGACGACAUUCUCUUAGAUCUGGCUAAUCUGUGCUUAGUUUAUCUACUCAAGAGACUUUACUAGUCACCAGCCUUAAUGCAUAUACAGUAUUGAGUGACUGAGUCACAGUGUUUAAUCCUAAUGAAACUGGAAUUUGCAAAUUGACUUGGAUUAACUGUGUCUGCUACUGCUAGGUUAUAGAUGUGACAUUAAAUGAUUAUGGUUUUAAACAAAAGAGGUUGAAUUUUAUGUAAAGAACAGUGACUGGAUUCCUUAAUCUUUUUAGAAGAUUUUUUAAAUAACAUGUUGUCAAAGUAAUAUGUUUUUUAACUUUCCUAGAAUUUCGGAAGGGUUGCUGGUUCAUGGUCAUAGCUGUGUUAAUGACAUUUCCCUUCUACACUCUGUCUAGCCUUUACAUAAUCUGCUUAAUACUUAAUAUGUCAAAAAAGAAAUGUUUCUUUUUCAGAAUGAUUGCCAGCACUCUCCUCCCCCAGUUCAGUUGAAAGCCCUCAGACUAAAGAAUAAAAUCUCCUUGCACAUGCUGACCCCAUACAAAUAACAAUGAUGGAAUGAAUUUCUUACACGGAAGACAGAAGUAUGGCUGGCACAGAUGAAAAAUGUCUUUCCUUUUGAUAAAUUUUUUGUUAUGCAAUGAAUUCAAACUCUUUCCUUACUUAUAUGGAGAGAAUUAUCUGACCUGCAUCAUCUCAGCAAAAACCAAAAUCAUGGCAGUGAGUCUCAGAAUCCACAUCAAGUGACUCAGCUUCAUGGAGUGAACGUUAUGGGCAGUGGUGCAGACAUCUGGAGCCGGGGCUCUGGGAACUUCCUCCUUAACAUGUGGGGGAGGAGGCCUGCUGUGUAGAUGUACCCAGUGAAGUCUAGGGCAAAAUUUCCUUCAACAGAGCCAAGAUUUCACACUAUUUAUCAGUUAACGUGUUAUAAGCUGUUUACAAGAUCAUUGGGAAAAUCUUCCCAUACGCCUGGAUAAUCCACCCGAGAUCUGAAAUUCCCCACAGUUUUUACCCAUGAUUCUCUCAAGAAAGCAUUGUUUGUCACACAAGCUAUGUCUACACAACAGAGCUUUUUUGGAAAAUGGUUUUUUUUCCGAAAAAUCUUCACUUAC